Molecule: messenger RNA, 2176 nt
Organism: Amborella trichopoda
Lineage: Eukaryota; Viridiplantae; Streptophyta; Magnoliopsida; Amborellales; Amborellaceae
Gene: GEX1
Product: gamete expressed protein 1
Source: RefSeq, a predicted model, not a curated record
CGAGGACCCGCGGUUCAAAGUUAGGAGAAACGAAGGUAUAACGGAGAGAGAGGGGUAAAGUGGAGCGCAAGUUGGAAUUCAAAACCAAGCCGAGGAGGAGCCGAAAUCGGAUUACGAAGAAGUAGUUUCCAUGGAUAAUCUCAACUUGGCUCUUGUUUUCUUCUUAAUCUUAUCAUCUUCUCCCUCUCAAUCCUACUCAUGGAGUUGGUUUUCUUCUUCAACUAAUAAUCAAUAUCAGUACGAGGUUUGGAACGCCCCCAUAGGCAUAGCAGCGGAAUUCUCCAUGGAUUUUUCAAGCAAUUCAAAGGGAAGAGAAUUGACUGAGAAUGCGAAAACUAAACUCACAGUUUCAAAUUCGUGUUGGCAAAAUGCUUAUAAGGCCCUGUUUUCAAGUUGUAGAGAGAUAAUCAGUGACCAAGAGAAGAAAUCAAGGCUUGCUUGGCAUCUAAGUGAUUGUUUUCAUAAGGAUUCAGGGAGGUCCCCUUUUCCUUACUGUGACUUGAAAAGCCCCAUGUCUAAAUGCCUAAAGAACAUUGAUGAAGGUGCCCAUAAAGUGUACCUCGAGUUCUUCCUUGAAGUGAAUUCUAUUUGCCAUCACUUACAGACUGAUGCAUUCAAGCAUGAAACAGAGAGGCUAGUAAACGACUUGCAAAAGUCAGCCAGAUAUGCAGAGGAAAAGUUAGAAACCAUUGAGGAGAGAUCGAAAUCCUUGCUGCAAAACUCAAAUCAGAUUUUUGAUUCUUUGACUUCCAUAGAUAUUCAAGCAACAGAAGUGGCUAAAAAGACAAUGGCCAUAGAAGAUCAGAUUAUCAACUUAAUGAGGCAAUCCACUACUAUUUUCGAGCAAUCAAGAGAGAUAGUUUCUUCUCAAUCAGAGUUACAGGAGGGGAAUGAAAGGAUGAGGGAGAGACUGGACUUAAACAUGGGCUUUCUUCAUGAGUCUCAUGAGAGCUUGGAGAAGGGCAUUUCAAGCCUUUCAGAAAAAGCCAUAGAAACACAGAGAGAAAUCAAUCGAGUUGGGGAGUCCAUGUCUUCAAAGUUGCAGAGCCUUCAAAACAAAGCAGAUGAUAUUGGGAAUGCUGCUGCUAUGUCAUUGAUCAAGCAGAAGCAACUUCUUGAUGGACAAUCCCAAGCGCUCGAAGGGCUUGGUCAUCUCACCCAAUUUCAGUCUCAAGCUCUUGAAGAGAGCAGGUCCACUCUGAAAAAAUUAACUGAUUUUGGUCAAGAACAACAACUUGAGCUCAUUCAUAGGGAAGAACAACUUCGUCAGGCUCAUGACCACCUGAUUCAAAACUCUCUAAGCAUAUUGGCUGCACAGGAAGCAUUUGAAUUAAAGCAAGCAACCAUUUUCACAGCUUUGGAUAAGCUUUUCUCCCUGCACAAAGCAAUUCUAUCGGAGUCCCGUGCCAUCAAGGCCUUCUUCUUGUACUUGGGAAUGAUGGUUUUUAUAUAUAUGAUCACAAGUACGAAGCAAACAUGUGGCAUAAGAGCACGCCUAUAUUUAGGUCUCUGUGUCAUUUUUGCUAUGGAGUUUGCAAUCAUCCGGUUUGGAAGUGAUGAACUUGAUCAACAUAUUCAGUUUGCAGAAAAAGUUUUGUACUUGCGAAUUUCUUUUGUGGUCAUUGCCUUUGUCCAACUUCUCUACUCUGUUUUGACUUUCAGGGAUUACGAAGUUCUAAACCAUCAGAUGCUAUUGACUGUGGUCGAGAAACUUAAUGCCAUGGAAGCAUACACAGAGAAGAAGAAGCUGUCUAUAGGGACAAAUAAUGAUACAAAAUUCCUUUCAUGGAUAAACAAAGAAUUGCAAGAGGAUGAGAGCUUAGACGAUGAUCCUGAUUAUAUACCAAUCCUACAUGAUGAAGAGGAGUCAGUUUCCACAAUCACUCUAAAGACAUAUAAUCUACGUCCUCGGAAGCAUAACUAGAUAGAUAUAGUUUGAAAAGAUUACAUGUGGGGUUACUUAAUUUUGUUCGUUCCCGAUACAUAGAAAGAAUGAGCCCCUUUUAUAAGCAAAAGAAGCAUAUUUUGCAGUAUAGACGGGUAUAUAUUUUUACCGGUUUGGCUUGCAGCAGACAUGGAGAGCUUUGGACUUUGAAAGAGAAGGUGCAACUGAACUUGUUAGUUAAUAUGGUUUCCAAAAUUCAUUUGGGGACUUGAAAUAUUGUAUCCUUUUAUA